CUCUUGUUUAAGUGACAACAGAGCGCGGUAACAGCCGACCAAAACCAGCUCGCCCUUCAUGCUUUUGUUGCAAAUAAAUACAUUUGACAUUUUCUCGGUUUGUCGCAGAGCCACCGGAGCGGGCGCGCGCCUGAGUCCUACAGCUGCUGGAUGAUUGUCCGAAGCUAACAGCAGCAAUAUGGCGCACUGGAGCACGUUCGAGAAGGAGACGGAGAAAGAGACGAAGAAGCUGAUCGGAUGUAUCAGUGGGAUCCAAGACGAGGAAGACCAGAACUUCCAAAUGGCGCUGAAGUUCGCCUGGUCAAAUUUCAAGUUUCAUCGGUAUUUGGAUGCUGACAGUCAUAAAAUCAAACGCUCUAUCAAUGGAAUCUAUGAAAAACUGAUGGUUCACUCUGACCUGAGUAAAGCAAGAAGCUGGAGGAGGCUGACUGAAGAGUUCCUGAGCUCACCACUACCCAACACCCAUGGAACGAAGACAGAUACCCACUACAGUGUCCUGUCACUGCUGCUUUUCUUAUCAGAUUCUCCCUCAAACACAAACUUCACUGAGAGACCCAGGGUGAAAGAUACCGAACCAGAAGACAAAUUUGACUGGUCCAAGUAUCUGAUGGAAGGAGAGGAAAUAGAAACUGGGCCGUUUCCAGAUACGCCAGAGGAGUGGUCCGAGGAUGAAAGUGAGGAGGAAGACAGUCAGCAGCCAAUCAGCAGAGAGGACUCCGGGAUCCAGUUAGACAGAACCCCCCAGGAGGACCAGGACACCAACAGCAAGACAGUUCCAGUGACAUGGACAGUGGGUGAACCGGAUGCCCGGGCUUGGCUGGAGCAGCAUGUGGUGACUCCGUACUGGGUCGGUCACGCUCCUCGUUUCCCUCACAGCUUGCACUUGCACUCCAACCUGCUCAACGUUUGGGACCAACACUUAUAUAACACUGAUCCUCUGUAUCUGCCGGAAGAAAAGGCCUUCGUCACCGAGACCCAAGUCAUCCGGGAAACCUUGUGGCUUCUCUCUGGUGUGAAGAAACACUUUAUAUUCCAGCAUCAUGACAGCAAAGUGUCUGUGAGGAGUAAUGUGGUAGUAACUCAUCUGACGAGUAACUGCCUGCGCUCUGUGCUGGAGCACAUCGCCGUGUACGGACAGGCGGUGUUCAGGCUGCAGAGGUUCAUAGACGAGGUGACGGGCCACAGCUCAGAGCCCUUCCCACCGGGCGUAGGUUCAUCCCACAGCUACCGAAAGGGCUCAGAGUCUCCUUUUAGGACCUACCAGGCUUUUGUUUGGGCUCUCAACAAAUACUUCACCAGCUUCAAACAAGAGCUGACCACCAUAGAGAGAGAGGUCAUCAGCAACGAGGAAACGGUGACCCUGUCUGCCGUUCUGGAGCGCCUAAGUCCUCACCUGGCUCAGAUUAAAGUGCUGCACAAAGUCUUCUGCACAGGAGUCGCCGAGGUUCCCCCCGCCACCCCAAACGUUGUGCGAGCCUCUCACCUGCUGAAUACUCUCUAUAAAGCUAUCAUUGAGUAUGACAGCGUCGGAGAUGCCUCCGAGCAAGCGGUGGCUCUGCUGUUCUCUCUGUGGACUGAGACGGUCAGACCAUACCUGGAGAUCGUGGAUGAGUGGAUUGUUCACGGCCAUUUGUUCGACCCUGCAAAGGAGUUCAUCAUCCAGCGAAAUAAGGAUGUCCCAGUAAACCAUAAAGACUUCUGGUACGCCACCUACACCCUGUACAGUGUGUCGGAGAUGGUGGACAAUGAGGAAAAGCUGAACGACGCAGCCAGCGGGAGCUCAGGAGGGGAUCAGGGCUCCAGCAACAGGCAGCUCACCAUGGUGUCCUUCCUUAAACCUGUGCUGAAGCAGAUCAUCAUGGCUGGGAAGUCCAUGCAGCUGCUGAAGAAUCUGGACUGCAGGGAGGCUGAGGAUUCUGGGAGAUCCUCCAGAGAUGCGGAGAGGAAGAGUUUGUACACAUUGUUUCUGGAGUCUGUGCAGUCCCGCCUGAGCAGCCCAGAAGAAUCCCCGACAGACAAAGUGACCGAAGAGCAGGCCACCACCAGGAGUCUGAUCAAGAUGCAGUCCAUUGUCGCGCAGCACCUGGAGAUGGAAGAUGUCCACGACCCGUUGCUAGCCAUCAACUUCGCCAGACUCUACUUGGAGCAGAGAGACUUCCAUGAGCGUUUCUCCGGAGGCGACUUCAUGGUGGACCGCUCCUCUCAGUCGGUCACCUGCCAAACCUUCGAGCUCACCCUGCGCUGCUGCCUUUAUCCCCACAUUGAGAGGAGGUACAUCGAGUGCUGCGGGAACCUCAUGAGGACUUUGAAAAAAGACUACAGGCUGCUAGAAUACCUCCAAGCCAUGAGGAAGUACUUCCUGCUUGAAGCUGGAGACACUAUGUACGAUUUCUACACCGCCAUCUUUGAUAAGGUGCAGGAAAAGGAGAGCUGGCAGCAGCCUUCUUUUCUCAACGUGCUGCUGCAGGAGGCAGUAGGACAGCGCUACCCAGAGGACAGUGGCAGGCUGUCAGUCUUUCUGGAGCCUCUUGACCCAUCCAGGAAGAAACAUCCAGUGAAUAAUUUAGAGGUCCUGACCCUGAGUUACAAGGUACCCUGGCCUGUAGACAUCGUGAUCAGCUCUGAGUGUCAGAAGAUCUACAAUCAAGUCUUCCUUCUCCUGCUGCAGAUUAAAUGGGCUAAAUACAGUCUGGAUACGCUUCGGUUCGGUGAUUUUGCAGAAGUCACAAGGAAACUGGAAGGAUCUCCUGCAGAGGAAGUGAAGCAGCCGAUAAGCCAGCAGAUUCACAGGAUGUGUCUUCUGCGAGUGAAACUGAUGCAUUUUGUCAACAGCCUCCACAACUACAUCAUGACCAGGAUUCUGCACAGCACUGGACUGGAGUUUCAGAACCAAGUACAGGAAGCAAAAGACCUGGACCAGCUGAUCAAGAUCCACUACAGAUACCUGGCAACUAUCCAUGACCGCUGUCUGUUAAGAGAAAAGGUCAGCUUCGUGAAAGAGGCGAUAAUGAAGGUUCUCAAUCUGGUGCUCAUCUUCUCAGACCGAUGGAGAGCUGGAUUUGGAGCUUGGAAGAUCGAGUCUAUUGAUAAGAUGGAGUUGGAUUUCAAAAACUGCCACAUGUUCCUGGUGACGAUACUUAAUAAGGCUGUUCGUCGGGGCUCAUUUCCUCAUCUGGAGUCUCUGGCCCUGUCUCUGAAGGCCGGAUAUGAGCAGUGCUGAUAAUUCGUUUCAUUCUUCCAUCACUUUGACUGUUUUCACUACAGUAAGCAGUGACAUGGAGGCUGCCAUCUUCUCUUUGUGGAUCAGUAACUUAUAUCAAGUUUUGGCAGCCAAAACAUGAACAGCUGUAUUUAUUUCAUGAGAUGCGUGUUUUUGUUGUUGUUUUUUUUAAUAAAAGCAAAUAGUCAUGUUGAUUGUAAAUAAUGUUAUUGUACUGUACAUAUCUGUAAGCACAAAUAAAAUGUCAGUGAUGUUUGAUUACUAAAAA
Molecule: messenger RNA, 3488 nt
Organism: Cyprinodon tularosa
Lineage: Eukaryota; Metazoa; Chordata; Actinopteri; Cyprinodontiformes; Cyprinodontidae
Gene: tubgcp5
Product: tubulin, gamma complex associated protein 5
Exons: 23
Coding region: 179-3220 (1013 amino acids)
Biological process (GO): spindle assembly; mitotic cell cycle; cytoplasmic microtubule organization
Cellular component (GO): equatorial microtubule organizing center; centrosome; spindle pole
Molecular function (GO): gamma-tubulin binding; microtubule minus-end binding
Source: RefSeq, a predicted model, not a curated record